AGCAUCAGUCGUUGGUUCAGUUCCUUCCAGACAGACAUACGCAUCACUCACGCAUCUUGCAUCCAACAUGGCCAAGUUCCUAGUGCUCCUCCUCGUGAUCGCCCUCAGCCUGCUGUCCCUGGGUGAUGCUCAGCGGUACUCCCAGCGCCUGAGCCGCGGACGUUCCCGCUACUCGGCCCGCCAGGAGCUGGCCCCAGCGGCUGCUGGGGAUGUGGAUGCCGUCACUCCGUAUCCCUCUGCUGACGAAUUGAAGCCCGAGGUGCCCUUCGAUGAGGCGGCCGCUCCUGCCGCACUUGAUCCCACCCCAGAUGCCGUCUAUGGACCUCCCGAUGCCGCGCCCAACAGUGUCCCCGAUGAGGUUUACGGUCCCCCCGAUGUCACCGGCAACGAUCUGCCCGCUGCCGACAUUCCUGCGGAGCAACAAGCUCGCCUGGUGGCCGCCAGGCGCGCGGCCAACUAUCGCCGGGCCGGACAACCCGUGGCAUAUCGCCGGGCUGUCUCCGCUGCGGCACGUCCGGCCAAGCUGAGUGCUGCCCGCUCCGUUGUGAGACGUUUCUAGAUGCGGUCUCUCCCCGUCCCUCAUUUGCAUACGAGCUGCCCGGGCUAGGCAGUCGUUCAGUCAGAUGUUAUACCCGGUACAAUCCCAAAACCCAUGACGAUCCAGCGAUCCACAAUGAUACACACACUCUCACACCCAUACCAUGCAGAGUCACUCUCUCAGAUACACCACACCACUGAACAAUAUCUCUCGAUUGUAAGCAGAUGCAAAUAAAAUAUGUUUGGGAAAACAUA
This is a messenger RNA of Drosophila miranda, 792 nucleotides long. RefSeq lists its product as uncharacterized. Bases 68 to 559 code for a protein of 163 amino acids. The transcript has a single exon. Lineage: Eukaryota; Metazoa; Arthropoda; Insecta; Diptera; Drosophilidae. The record is from RefSeq and is a predicted model, not a curated record.